GAUCGGACGCCGCGGCGGCGGCCGGAAGGGCUCGGGCAGGCUUGCUUUUACCGAUUAUGCGGACGCUCGCACCCUGUUGAGAUGUGACACGUAUCGGAGGGGAAAUCUGUUUUGGAGGAAGCAAAAUGCCAAGGAAAAGGAGAAAUCUUGGUGGGAGUCCUUCUAGAAAUCCCGGGAGCUCGGAAGAAACCACAUUCGGUCCCAACAGCGAGGGGCUAGGGAGCCUUCUGACAACAUCUCAAUCGGAUGUGGACAAGGAAAAACUUCUCAGCAGCAUGGUAGAGAUGUUUUCGGAUCUGGACGCUGGUGUAGUUUACAUGGUGCUAUCUGAAUGUGAUUUUAAAGUUGAAAACGCUAUGGAUUGCCUGCUCGAGUUAUCUACUGGUGCCGAUGGUGCGGAGACAUCCUCAGCCCAUUCGGGCUUCGACUCCAUCGCGGCGGCUCUUGCUCUCGGGAACCAGCGGAGUGUCGCGGGAGAGGAAGCGGUGGGAGAAGGGGCUCCUGAAGAGGAACAGGCCUUCCCUCCCGGUAUGCGGCUGACGGAGGACGUGGAUUCCUCGAUAGAAACGGCUUUUGAGCAGUGGACUCGGUCUCCAGCGGCCACUGAGGCGUUCCCGCCCCUGAAGCACAUCGAUAGUCCCGGAGGCUCCUCGGGGUCGGCUGAGGCGGCGGAGUCCGGUUCCUCCUCCAGCGUCCCCCUCCCUUUAGAGAAAGUGGAGGCGGACCCAGGGCACUUUGAAACAUCUUCCUGUAUAUCAAGCCACUGUACGCCAGCUCCCAGUGCGGUCUGGCGGCCUGAGCGGUUGGACGGUGGCUACGUGACUCCGGGGGCGAACGCGGAGCAGGCCCACGCAAGUCGGACCCGGGAAGUUCUGGACCAGCAGGAGGACGGACAGUGGGCCGGAGAGCAAUCCGCUUGUGUUUCCGAGUUAUUUGCAGCUCCUAAGGAGUUCAGCCGCAAAUCGCAGAGGCAAUCUGACGGGGAACAGGCACAGCAAAGGCGAGAAUGCCAUUUCGAUCGGCCACAGCCACCGUCAGUGCCGUCACCAGCUUGGAAUCCAUUGGCCCCUUCAUUUUUGCCCAGGUUCUACACUCCAGUGGCAGCUAGCCCUAGGUAUUGGAGACCUGCGUCAGACUACCGCGCCCUGGGAAAUAGCUGGGCCUAUUCCCCCCCGGGUAUUCCCGGUGCCUGGGAGCAGAACGCUUCUCUGUGGAAGGUAUGGAGAAAUCAAGAUGGCAACUUUUAUCACGUUCAUGAACCUACUGUUUCUCCUACUGGGAGAACAGAGACACCUUUUAUAGGCCAAACACUUGUUCUUCUCAGAGGGGUUCCAGGAUCAGGAAAAACUUUUAUGGCAAGGGCACUGCUAGAGGAUAAUCCGGGCGGAGUCAUCCUUAACACAGAUGAGUACUUUAACAAAAAUGGGCAUUUCCUGUAUGAUGUCAGCCGCUUGAGAGAAGCCCAUGAGUGGAACCAGAAGCGAGCCAAAGAAGCAUUUGAGAAGAGGAUUUCACCUAUAAUAAUUGACAACACAAACCUACAGGCUUGGGAAAUGAAGCCAUAUGCUGCUAUGGCCCAGAAAUACAACUAUCAUAUAAUCUUCCGGGAACCAGACACGUGGUGGAAAUAUAAACCAAAGGAGCUUGAAAGGCGCAACGUUCACGGGGUAAGCCAAGCGAAAAUAAUAAGAAUGCUGGCUCGCUAUGAACACAACAUUUCCAUCUCGAAAGUCCUGAAUUCUUCCGGUCCAGUGGGGCUUGACUGUGCACAGCCCAUUGAACACCUCGGUCAGAACCAAAGUAGCAGUUCAGAGGACCCCAAGGAUAAUGAUUUGGUGAAAGAGAAUGACCUUGCUUCAUCUUGGAGGCAUCUGGAGCUAACUGGAGAAAAGAAAUUUGAGCUGCUCCCCACUGAGACUCCUUCCCUGGACACUGGCCAGUGGUUUCCUAAAGAAGAGGUGGAGCACGAAACACAGUCUCUCAGAGCGAGCGGUGCGGACACUGAGGUUGAGCAGACCUUCAGGAAUGACGCUGGAGAUUCUUCUUUAUCAGAUUCUGGAAGUAAGAAGGUAUCAACAGGCCACAAAGCUGAAGAGGAAGUGAAAAUAGAUGAAACCCAACGGCUCGAAGACAAUAAAAAUGACACGGCUGUCGUUCCCAGUGCGAGCGGAGCACUGACGAGUUGUAGUGAAAAAAUCGUAAACACUAAUGAACCAGGGACUGCAGAACCCCAGUAUGAACCAGGCUGGCAGAAGGAAGCAGCAGAAGAAAAGUCUUUGAUGCCUGAAUUAUUGAAUUUUGUUGGUGAUUGGCCAGUUGAGCAAACGAUGAGUCAGAGGGUCAAGAGGAGGAGGAGAAUUGAGAAGUCUUCAUCUGCUCUUGAUAGAGAAUCUGAUCCCUUCAAAUCAUAUUUGGAACAAGGUGGAGGUGCACUAAUGCCCGCUAAAAUAUCCGAACCUCUCGGUCUUUUCGAUGAAUGCGAGUCAGCGGGAAAUGCCGAAGGAGGGAUGUCGGAAACCUUGAACGUCGAGGAAGCCAUCAAUCUCGCUGGUUCCUUAGCCCAAAGAACGCACCGAUCUGAAAGGGAACUAGAGACAGCCACUGAUACCUCCGGUCAAGAAUGCAGUUGUGACCAAAGUGUGCCCGAGAGUUCCCUGCCCAAGGUGGGUGGGCUUUGUUCAGAUAUUGCUGAGCUAAAGCAACCAGAAAAGUCAUCUCCUGAAAGAUUACCUGAUGAAAUAACUAGUGAAAAAGAGGGUCAUCUCAAUGAGAGGAGCUCCCCUUGCCAUCAAGGGGCUCUUCCCUGCUCUCUUCCCGGAGCCCCAGACCCACCCGGGCCUCUCUUGAAAGUCCCAGAGGACAUGCAGAGAAGCUGUCCUGUCGAAGAAGCCAACCGGUGCACCCAAACUGAAUCCCAAGCCUUCGCUCUUCUGUGGAAAAUAGAAAAUCAGAAAAUCGGCAUUUCUGAUUCCAUCAAAGUAUUAAUAGGGAAAUCCGAUGGAUUCAAACCAAAAGAUUGCAGCAUGAAUGUGAAAUCAGAGGCUUGUGAAGCAAUUCCCUACCGAGUCAUGCACGAUAAGAGCACCCACGUGGAAGAAAGUGAACUCACCAGUCCUGAUGAGAAUGACCACCUAAAGACGCUUUGUAAGCUCUUCGGGUCCUUUUCAUUUGAGGCGUUGAAAGACUUGUAUGAGCGAUGCGACAAAGACAUCACGUGGACCACAAGCCUUCUGUUGGACUCGGAAACCAAACUGUGUGAAGAAAACGAAGGCGAGAGCUCGCAGGCGUCAAUGGAUAAUCAACAGAUUGAGCCCCUCGGGACGGCGUCUGAGGCAAACUUGAGCCAGGGAGAGGCCCUGCAAAGCUCAGGCCCCAGCUUACAAGACGUUAGCCAAAAUAUUGAAAUUAAACCUACUGAUCUACAACCGGUCUGUCAUUCCGACGACGAGGUUGUCCAACAGGCAGAGGAGAAGGACGCAGAUGCAGAAAAGCCCAAGUUAUUGACCGGCGUUUUGUCUGGGAUUUCUAGAGAACAAGAAGCUACAGAUGAAAUUUCUUCCAGGUUUCAGACUGAGUUUUCAGGUUUGGAUGGGCCUGAGCAAAUUGUUUCAGUCCCGUCAAAAAUCACUUUAAAAGAUCCAAACACAGCUGAGCCCGCUGGUGAACCGUUACCAGUAGAGUCUGCUCAGAGUUCACAACCUGCAUGGGUUUGGUCUGAAGAUUUUGACCCGGCAUUUGCGCCUUUAACCAAGGAUACCGAUUUCGGGGAAUGCUAUUUCAGAAAAGAAAAUGAGAAUCCCCUAGUGAAUGGGAUGAAUCUUGGGCUCCCUGAGGUAUAUGAGCAAGAAGCAACGACCGUUUUACUCGGUCAGGGGUAUUGUGGGUUACCCACCAGUUUGGCCGAAGGAGGGAUGGCUGAAGAAAGCAUAAUAUAUAAUUGUGAAGGAGACCGAGGCGAGGUAGUGACGUCUGCCCAAGUCACCCCCAAAUCUCUAACUAUAGAUUGUUUGGAGUUGGCUUUACCCCCUGAAUUGGCCCUGCAGCUUAGUGAGUUAUUCGGGCCGGUUGGAGUUGAUUCAGGGUCUUUGACAGUAGAGGAUUGUGUGGUCCACAUAGAUCUGAAUCUGGCCAAGCUGAUCCAUGAGAAAUGGAAGGACUCUGUAAUGGAGCGUCAGAGGCAAGACGAAGUAUCUUUUCCCCCACUUCUGCCAGGUACUCUUCUGGUUGGACAGUCCCGCCGGGAUGAUUCGGAUGAGAAAUUAGUUCAAAGCACAAGCAACAAGCUAACGAAGAAUCAAGUCACUACGGAAAUGCUGCCCUAUAUGGAUCACUGGAGUGCUCGGAUUCCAAAAGUGUCGCUCCGAGAAAUCAUGUCUGAGGAAAUUGCCUAUAAGGAGAAGCAGGAUAUGAAACGACUCCUGUUGCUGCCUGAUAAAAACUGUGCCGUGAGAUUAAAGGAGAAGCAACUCUUGGAGCUCUAUCCAACCAUCAACCAAAACUUUCUGAUGGACAUUUUUAAGGACCACAACUACUCUCUAGAGCAGACCGUGCAGUUUCUGAGCUGUGUCCUUGCCGCAGACCCCGUCAAAACAGUUGUGGCUCAAGAGACGGUUCACCAAAAUGAGAUCAACUCCUCUUCCAGCGCCGUGAGAACGAAAGAGAAGAAGACCAGGAAAUCCCCAGAGGUCGAAGAGGAGCCGAGUACAGCACUCUUCCAGAACUUGGAGUACCCGGCGUACGAUGACUACCGAGCGGAGGCUUUCCUUCACCAGCAGAAGAGAGUGGAGUGUUUGAAGAAGGCCCGUGAAGCCUUCUGCAUGGGAAUGAGGAAUGUUGCCACUUUUUAUGCGCAGCAGGGCCGUCUUCAUGAGCAGAAGAUGAAAGAGGCCAACCACCUUGCGGCUGUGGAGAUCUUUGAGAAAGUCAAUGCCUCCCUGCUGCCCCAGAACGCUCUGGACCUCCACGGGCUCCACGUGCCUGAAGCCAUCCAUCAUAUGAGCCGAAUAUUGCAGCAGAAAAGUGAAGAGUAUCGGCAGGGAGGAGGGAAACCGUACCUGUCCGUGAUAACGGGAAGAGGGAACCAUAGCCUCGGGAAGGUGGCUCGCAUCAAACCAGCAGUCACUCAGUACCUCACAAACCAUGGAUUCAGGUUCUCUGAAAUUCAACCAGGGUGCUUGAAAGUCAUGUUGAAGUGAAAGGAUAACCCAAGGAACUUGAACGCCGAGAUUUCCAUGUUGAAAAGGAGAAACAUUGCGGUGUUUUUGGUGUAAAACAAAUGUUUGAAUAGAAAUCAGUUCUCCAUGUAGAACAGAAUAACUGUUAGGGUGCUUUUCACAACCCGAAGGAAACUUCGUUUUCUAGCAAAUCAAACCCCAGAUACAUUGUCGCUUACAAGAAAUUGAUCGAAAACAGAGGAUUUAUUGAUGUCAUAAUGUGUCAGAGCAACUGUUGGGUGGUUUUCUUAGUUCCAGUUGCUUCCAGUUUGGCAGCGUUGGGACAGACUGUGUUGGUGGAACAUUCUUGAAACGAGUCUGCAGAAGAGCCUCCCUUUUUCCCCUACUCUCAUAGCUGCUGCUGACUUCCUGCUUUAGGUCUUUCAUUCCUGUUCCUGCCAUUCCCCCUGGACAUCUGAGACCAGUACGACAGGAAGGAUGGUAUGCAGGUUCCCUACAGUCCUUUUCCCCAUAGCCCUGGACCCAUGCUGCCGUUAGACUUCAGCUCCUGGAGGCCAUUUUCUAUUUGUCACCUACACUUUUUAAUUGGGGUAGGCCGGAAUCCUUUUAGCCCAAACCAAGUUCAUUCACGAAACAGUCUUAAUAUCAUCUAAAAAGGAAACCGUUAGCUCUGAGACCAAGACAUCUUCAUCCGAAGAAUGACUUCUGAAGGGCGAACUGCUCAGCGAGUUAAAGGUUUGCUCUGUGGGCAGCCUGCUUCUUUGGGGUGUCCCUCUUUCUGAAUGUGCCAUUUUGGGUUUGGAGACAGAAUUGUCCUCCUCAAAGGUGGGGCAUUUCCAGGGUAUUUCUUUAGGGAACCAAAGCACAAUCAACAGUUUCGCUUUGGAAUGUUGGCUUCUACGUUACAGUGAAAGCCCUUGCUUUUAGAAUUAGGGUCGCCAAAGUGACCGUUUUUGGAAAAUAAGAGUUUAGCCCAAGAGCACCCUCAAGCUUUUAAAAAAAAAAUACGAUCUCAAGGAGGAGGAACUUGUCUUUAAGAGAAAGCCCUCGCUAACGAAGAUUUGUCUUUCAGAAAAGCCACCAGAAUUUGGAUACUGGAAAUCAUUUUAGUAGGUUCUUAGAAUAUUUUUCAUGUUUUUCCAUUUUUUAAGAAUUUUAUACCAAGUUGCCGAAUGCGAUCUGCCGAUGUUAAAACCGUUACUGGUGGUCUGUGUUAGGGACUGUGCCUGGGAAAGUGAAAUCUCGUUCUAACAGCUGGCUGAGAACGUUACCAGCAAAAACCUUCCUGGGUGGCACAGAUCCAGGCAGCAGGGCAAAGAACAGGUAAAGGGGUCUGGAGAACCUGCUUAGGGCCUUUCGAGGAGUCUGGGGGUGUCAUGGCCCCCCAUCAGGGGAUCAAGAGAAUCAAGCCGGGGUGCCACACUGCCUUUGGGAGAGUUAGCCACGUUAAGUCCUCUGGAACUGAAUCGUGGGGGGCGAAGGCCUCCUGCCUAUUCCUCCGUCGUGGCCGAUGAGGACAUUUCAGAGGGGCCUGUCAGGUGUUUUUCCAGCCAAAACAAAGGUGGGCUACAGCUAAAGAGGCGCUGACAGGUGGUGUAUUUGUGUGUGUGUGUGUGUUGUCAGGGGUGCAACAGGCCUCUCUUCCUCCAGCAAAGAACCGUGGCUUGGGCCGGCACACUAGACGACCCCAACAAGCCGGCCGUUUGUCCCUGCAGGUGAAUGGACUUCGACUGCCAAUUUCUUCACAGGUUUCUGUCAUCCUUGCUGCCUUCAGAUACCUCUUCGAAAAUGUAUUUGUAGAUAUUCAUAAACUGGAAAACGAUAGCUUGCUGUGCCUUUUCUGAAGUUCUCAAGUGACGUCUUUUGGCCUUUUUCUUUUCAAAUCCAAGGGUGGCUGGACAAAGACCCGGGUUAUCCAGCAAUAGUGGUUGGUCUUUAAAGUGGUGGAAAUGGGAAACAGGGAAACUCAGGGAACCGCUCUGGCUGUUUCGAUAAGUCUAGAUUUAUAGAAAUGAUCCAAAAAGAGUAAGGGGGCGGGAAUAUUUUUUUCUGACCAAUGAUUUUAGUCAGUAAUGAGGAGUUAGUGCUUAUCAAGAGGCGAGGCGGAGCCGGAUGGCGCAGGGUGCUUGGAAAACGUACAGACACCCAAUAUGCAGCCCCAACCCCUGAGCACCUUAUCAUCUACAGGGGAAGACAGGUGGACGUGAAGAGAGAUUGUGCACUCUGAGUGCCGAGAUUGGGUCUUUUUAUUUCUUUUGUAUGAGCCCUGAGUGGGUGCUGCCCGCAGAAUAUAUCAGACCAAGAAGGCAAAGAAAUUGACAACCUGACAGUAAAUUAAAAUAAUAAACUCCAGUGAUGAAUUAAAUAGCAAAUGAACAAAAGGAUGAAUACGUAAGGUGAUCAUUACUGCCCCGUCGACUGAGAGUCUGGUAUGACUCGGAUGUGGGUUGGGGGGAAUUAAUCAGGGAAAACCUGCCUUAGGGAGGUGGGGUUUCUUUGGAAGGAUUUCAAGAAGGGAGGAGACAACCAUUCCAUUCAGGCCAACGGGAAGAAUGUUCCCUGGAGGAGUCGGAGUCCUUGUUUGUGUUAUUUUCACUUGGUGGAAAGAAGAAACUUGACCCUAGUGUUGUCGAAGCUCAAUGAAAAACUGUACUGCUCGGUUUUUUAAUCCUGGGUAGUGCUUGAGGAGCUUUUAUAUGGAAUUCAGGUUUCGACGAUGCUGCCACUUGGAAUCCGGGAAGCAGAUGGAGAAUUCCUCAUUCUUCCCCCAAGGCAGGUGGUACCUGAAUUCUCCAAAAUAAGCCGGGGGUUCCUAAUGCACCACUAAAAUGAGUAGCAGGGUCAGCGUGUGGAGCGGCUGCCCUUGGAUAUUUUUAAACCAUUUAGGUUUUUUCCCCCAGGAUUGAAUGUUUUUAUUUGUACUAUAGAUGAAAAUGUAAUUCUGCCACUGUUUUUGCUAUGUGAAUCAAAGGAUGUUUUUAUAAUUUUACAGAAUAUGUGAAUUGCAUCUCCACUCGAAUAAAGAGUUUGUCCCAA
Molecule: messenger RNA, 8210 nt
Organism: Tachyglossus aculeatus (Australian echidna)
Lineage: Eukaryota; Metazoa; Chordata; Mammalia; Monotremata; Tachyglossidae
Gene: N4BP2
Product: NEDD4 binding protein 2
Exons: 17
Coding region: 126-5195 (1689 amino acids)
Molecular function (GO): ubiquitin binding
Source: RefSeq, a predicted model, not a curated record